Budorcas taxicolor (takin) is the source of this 1647-nucleotide messenger RNA. RefSeq names its product actin related protein 6 (gene ACTR6). The transcript has 11 exons. Gene Ontology annotation, cellular component: Swr1 complex. Gene Ontology annotation, molecular function: nucleosome binding. The record is from RefSeq and is a predicted model, not a curated record. Bases 31 to 1221 code for a protein of 396 amino acids. NCBI's taxonomy places the organism in Eukaryota, Metazoa, Chordata, Mammalia, Artiodactyla, Bovidae.
GAAGUCUGCGGUGACUUGGUUUCCGCUGAAAUGACGACGUUAGUGCUGGAUAACGGAGCUUACAACGCCAAAAUCGGUUACAGCCAUGAAACUGUCUCAGUUAUUCCAAACUGUCAGUUCCGAUCAAAAACAGCACGUCUUAAAACUUUUACUGCUAACCAGAUAGAUGAAAUAAAGGACCCUUCUGGACUCUUUUAUAUUCUUCCUUUUCAAAAGGGCUACUUGGUGAAUUGGGAUGUUCAAAGACAAGUUUGGGAUUACCUUUUUGGAAAAGAAAUGUAUCAGGUUGACUUUUUAGACACUAAUAUUAUUAUCACAGAACCAUAUUUUAACUUCACUUCAAUUCAAGAAUCAAUGAAUGAAAUCUUAUUUGAAGAAUACCAGUUUCAAGCAGUAUUAAGAGUAAAUGCUGGGGCUCUCAGUGCACACAGGUAUUUCCGAGAUAAUCCUUCCGAGUUAUGCUGUAUCAUUGUAGAUAGUGGAUAUUCCUUUACACAUAUAGUUCCUUACUGUAGAAGUAAGAAGAAAAAAGAAGCGAUUAUUCGGAUAAAUGUGGGAGGAAAACUCCUAACCAAUCAUCUAAAAGAGAUCAUAUCUUAUAGACAGUUACACGUUAUGGAUGAAACUCAUGUGAUUAAUCAAGUGAAAGAAGAUGUAUGCUAUGUGUCUCAGGAUUUUUAUAGAGACAUGGAUAUUGCCAAGUUGAAAGGAGAAGAAAAUACGGUAAUGGUAGACUAUGUUUUGCCUGACUUUAGUACAAUUAAAAAGGGCUUUUGUAAGCCAAGAGAAGAGAUGGUGUUAAGUGGAAAAUACAAAUCUGGGGAACAAAUUCUUCGUUUGGCCAAUGAGAGAUUUGCUGUUCCAGAAAUACUCUUCAAUCCUUCUGAUAUAGGCAUUCAAGAAAUGGGGAUUCCAGAAGCUAUUGUCUAUUCAAUUCAGAACUUACCUGAAGAAAUGCAGCCACAUUUUUUUAAGAACAUCGUUUUGACAGGAGGAAAUUCCCUUUUCCCAGGAUUUAGGGAUCGAGUUUACUCAGAAGUUCGAUGUCUCACUCCAACAGAUUACGAUGUUUCUGUUGUGCUGCCUGAAAACCCUAUUACUUAUGCCUGGGAAGGUGGAAAAUUGAUAUCAGAGAAUGACGAUUUUGAAGAUAUGGUGGUAACAAGAGAAGAUUAUGAAGAAAAUGGACAUAGCAUCUGUGAAGAGAAAUUUGAUAUUUAAGAAACAUUUCUGAAAGUUCUGACUUUCUAUGACAAAGGUUUAAUUUUCAGCGUUCUUUUUAAAGGAAGUUAAGGACCUGUGUUAGCUUUCAUCCCAAGAUAACAUCUUGAACUUAUCUAAAUACUUUGAUCCCUGGCUAAUUUUCAAAGGUUUCUUAGCUAGGUUAGUAAGUAAACUGUAACUCACCCCAUAUUUUCAUUAUUUUAGCUAGACUUAUUCUAACAAUGCUUAUGCUGUUUCUGAGAGUAAGUUACCUUUCAUUAAAAGAUGAAAAAGUGAGUGUAAUUUAAGUUUGAUUCUUUAUAGCCAAAAACACAAACUUAACCGUCUCACUGGUCAGGUUUCCUUAGAAGGUAGUUUUGUGUGACUCAGAAUUGACCAGUGUGUGUUCAUCAUUUCCCUUCCCCAGUGGAGAUACAAUUUCUC